AUGGAGACAGCUGGGUUGAUCGUUGGUGUUGUUUCCUUUGGACUCCAAUUAGCCACGACCCUGCAAACCUACGUCGAAGUCGUCGCCGGCGCCGCAGACCGUAUAGAAGCCCUCACCGCCGACGUGGGCUCGACGGCUUCCGCGCUCAAACAGCUCCAGGACAUACUCGACGCCGACAAGGCCGCCGAGGAAGCGGCGCGUGCUGCCGUCACCGUGUUCAAAGAGCAAGGCCGGCGCGACAUUGAAUCCCUGGCAUUCCGGUGCGAGAAGACGUACAGGGCCAUUAUUCACGUCAUCGUGAGCGCCACCGCGCCGCCUUCGGAACGGCGCAGGAUCAUCGUUGCCAAGCUGGGCAUCAGCGACAUCACCUUUGCGCGGCUCGCCGAGUUGGGUCGGAACCUGAAGUGGCCCUGGGUCGAGCCUCGGGUGAAGGCGUGUCAGGAGGAACUGCGGUGGCUGCGUAUGAGCCUGGUGCUGCACCUGCAGAUAGGAACCCUGGCGCGAUACCAGCUGGGGGUAGCAAACGCGUCUUCAUCAGGCAGCGAGAAAGAGCGCAUUGCGCUCACGCGCAUGGCGGAACGCCUGCAGGCGCGAAGGUCGGAGUAUAGCAGGGAGAGACGGCGCAGCCGCUAUCCUAACCCCGGGCGCCGAGCAUCGACCGAGACUCCAGCGGAGAGACCGAGGUCUGAGCCGAAUGAAUCCAUAAAGCUACAACAAGCAUCGGGUCAAACUCAGGACACGGGCCCAGCUGAGGACGGGAUCAUGCCGGCGAACGACCAAGGCGACGAGAGAGAACGCGCAGACCAAGAUAAGAGGGAAGAAGAGGGCCAGGGUCAGCAUACUAUGGAAGAAGAGGGCCCUACUCAAAAUAGUGCGGAAGCAGCUAAACCGGCUCAACCGGUUACAAACGCUUCGUCCUCUUCACCAACACUCUACGGCGGACGACCCUCAACAGACGAGCAUCAAGAACCCCGAAAGCUGUCGGACAGGCUCCUCCGCCGUCUUCCCAUCCAGAUCCACAAACUAUUCGACCGCCACGGCGCAAUCUGGAGAGCCCUGGUCCUCGAACAUGACGACCAAGCCGUCGAGCUCGAGGCCUACCUCGCGAUAGGGGUGUGGCGAAGGCUAGAGACGGAGACGGAGUCGGAGUGGGAGCUGGAGCUGGAGCUGGCAAGGGCCCCGACGAAACUACCUUUCACUCGCCACGUCCUCGUCGAUGAACUGCAGCGGCUCCAUCGGAGGCGGGGAAACAAGUCCGCGUGGGACGAAUACAUGGCGCAAGGCUCGCAAGGCCGCAGAGUUGUGAAGCACGUCAUCUCGACGACCGUGCGACUGGAUGGGCGGAAGAGGACCUGUGUCGGUUUGGAGACGCGCAGUCAUCCCGCCUUCCCCCGACAGGCGAGCCUGCUUGUCUUCCUCGCCGUCGCGGGAAGCGCAGACAGUCUCGACAUUGGCGGCUUUUGGCUGCAGGAUACCGGAGAGCACAUAACCGCUCUGCCGUGGGACGUCCCCGAUGUCAGAAAGCGAGUAGACCGAGGCGAGUUUUACUUCCAACUAGCAACGGGGACCUUUAUCGCAGAGGCCAGCUGGCCGACCCUUGUCCGGCCGGGGGCGUCCCUGAGGAUGGUGCUCUUGGGCGACUAUCCAUACGGCUCCAAGAAGUAG
Molecule: messenger RNA, 1665 nt
Organism: Sodiomyces alkalinus F11
Lineage: Eukaryota; Fungi; Ascomycota; Sordariomycetes; Glomerellales; Plectosphaerellaceae
Exons: 7
Coding region: 1-1665 (554 amino acids)
Source: RefSeq, a predicted model, not a curated record